UUAAACGCUUUCUUCCCUCUAUACCUGCGGCCACUUUUCUCCUCUCUACUUCUAGCUAUAGCUGUCAAAUAGGCGCACACAAAAACAAAGCAAAACAAUGGUAGGGGGGUCAAUAAGGAAGAAGAAGAAGAAGGUGGAGUGGUUGGGCGGAUUGCUUGGUAGUAAAUUCUUCGGGUCGUGCGUUGACCACAUCGACCGCCGGAAAAAUGACCGGAAUAUGUUUUGUAUAGAUUGCAACAUCGGCGGCUUCUGCCGGCACUGUAUCAACUCGCCGUCGCAUUCUUCCAUUCGCCACCGUUGGUUACAAAUCUGCAAGUAUGUUUAUCAGGACGUCGUCCGUCUCCACGAUAUCCAGAAACACCUCGAUUGUUCUCUUAUUCAAACCUACAAAAUCAACGGCGAGAAGGCCGUUCACUUAAACCCACGGCCUCGAUCGAAGGAUAGCAAAACGUGGAAGGGAAGAGGAGGUUCAUGCUGUAAUACAUGUGGGAGGCAUAUUCAGGAAUUCCCAAAUCGCUAUUGCUCUAUUGCAUGCAAAGUUUCUGAUGAUGCAUAUAGAGACAAGAUUAUUUCAUUUCAGAUUUCACACUUUGGUGAAGUGUCCACAAAGGAAAGCACAGAAAAUGAGUGUUGCAGUUCCUUAACUGAGUCUUCUGAGGUAUUUCAAGUAUGGGUAACAUCUACAGGUUUAAAGCCCAAGAAGAAAGUACACAAGAGGAAAAGU
Molecule: messenger RNA, 724 nt
Organism: Cuscuta epithymum
Lineage: Eukaryota; Viridiplantae; Streptophyta; Magnoliopsida; Solanales; Convolvulaceae
Source: the annotation of a GenBank genome assembly